Messenger RNA from Striga hermonthica, 582 nucleotides. The record is from the annotation of a GenBank genome assembly. Lineage: Eukaryota; Viridiplantae; Streptophyta; Magnoliopsida; Lamiales; Orobanchaceae.
AUGGAGAACCUCGAAAAAAAGAUAUUCGAAGCAGCUUCAACCGGGGACGUGUAUUUACUGAAGACUCUGCUAAAACAAGACCCGCUUAUUCUAGACAGAGUUUCUUUAAACAAUUUAACUGAAUCUCCAUUGCACGUGGCCACCAUUUUAGGUCACGCCGAUUUCGUAAAUGAGAUCUUGAUGAUAAGUCCUCGCCUUGCGGGCGAGGUGAAUUCCCAGCGUUCGACACCUCUGCACCUGGCUUCCGGUAAUGGCCACGUGGACAUUGUUCGGGCCCUGCUAAAUGUUGAUCCUGGCCUAUGCACCGCCCGCGACAAGAAUGGGUUCACGCCACUUCAUCUAGCGGCGGUUAAGGGCCGUGUCGAGGUAUUGAAAGUGCUGGUUGAGAAGAAACCGGACGCGGCCCUGAUAAGUGCUUACAGAGGAGAAACCAUUUUGCACUUGUGCGUGAGAUAUAACCAGCUGGAGGCUUUGAAGGUCCUGGUAAGGGCCGAAUAUGGGCCCGAGUUAGUGAAUGCUAAAGAUGAUGAGGGUAAUACUGUCCUGCAUUUAGCUGUGGCGGAUAAGCAAGUUGAGGUAUGA